Messenger RNA from Camelina sativa (false flax), 3231 nucleotides. Lineage: Eukaryota; Viridiplantae; Streptophyta; Magnoliopsida; Brassicales; Brassicaceae. The record is from RefSeq and is a predicted model, not a curated record.
UUUUUGAUGUAUUCGAAGUUUUUUUUUUCUUUUUAAUAUCUAUGUUUUUAAAAGGUUUAUUGUAGCUUAUUUCUCCCGAUAUCUCGACAUAUUCUUUUUCUUUUAAUUUAAUUUUUCUUAAGACUUUAUUGUUUGAAUAUUUUAUAUGUUUGACUUUGUUUAUUUUAAUACAAAAACUGCAACCCGAGGGAUAUACCAACGUAAAAGCGAAUAUAACGAUUUUGAUAUAGUAAGCUAUUUCAUUAAUUAAAUUCCAAAGAAAAUUAAAAGAGAGAAAAUGUCUUGUAUUAUGUUUGAAUGUAUGAAGAAAAAUAAUUGUAAAAAAAUGGAUUAAUUACUGAGCUGACUAUAUAACAGUAUAAAUGGGGGAUUGUGGCGGCAACAACGUGCUUGCUUGUGUCCUAAUCCUUCCUUCUCCGUCAAUAAUUUCUUCUUAAGAAAAUGUCCUAAGAUCACCAGACUUAUAGGGUUCUUUCUUCGUUCUCUGUUUCAACAGAACUAGAGGUUUCAGGGUUAAACAAUGGAAGAGAAAAAAGUAGCAAGAGCGUUGAGCGAACACUUGUCUCUACCUCCUCCACCAUCUCCUGUUGUAGCGGUAGCCAUUAAUGGAAAGAAGAAGAGCAAAUACGUUGCAUUUUGGGCCCUUGAGAAGUUCGUACCCGAAGGCUUCUCUGAUUUCAAAUUGCUCUAUGUUCGUCCUCCUGUCACUUACAUCCCUACCCCAAUGGGGAACGCGAUAUCUGUGUCAGAGCUUAGAGACGAUGUAGUAUCAGCUUACAGGCAAGAAGUGGAUUGGCACACAAACGAGAUGCUACGUCCAUACAAGAAAAUGUUCGAAAGGAGAAAGGUGCAUGUAGAGAUUUUGGUGCUGGAAUCACACGAGCCUGUAGCUGCGAUAGCAGAAGAGAUCGCUGGAACAGGAGUCACCAAACUGGUAAUAGGAAUGUCUCUUCGCGGAUUCUUCUCAAGAAAGAUCGAUAUGUCAUCUAUGAUAGCAACAGCUGUCCCGAGGUUCUGCACAGUCUAUGUGGUCUCUAAGGGUAAACUAGCUUCCGUGCGUCCUUCUGAUUCAGACGCUAGCGGAAGCAUACGAUUCGAAAGAACCGAGAGAAGCAGUUCUACGAGUGGCUCCACUGAUAGUCCUAGACUCCCUUCUGAGUACCAAGACUUCCUCUCGUUUGUUUCGGAAGCGCAAUCCCGAGUCUCUCCGUUUUUUCCUGCUCCAAAACACUCAAUGAGCACCAGCGUGGUGGUUCAGAUGGAGACGAGUUCUAGCGAGAAUGACCAAGAGGAAGUAUCUAGAGGGAGAGGGAUGGAGAUUGUACAAAGCGGUAAUGAAGGGAAGAAGAAUAAGGAUGAGAGCUUUAGUGCCUCGUUCCCAAUGGGAACAGAUGCGUAUCACGCUAUGAGCUGGGCUUCUAAAUGGAGAGAUCACGAGGAUCGGAGAGAGAUCAUGAGUUCGUCUUCGAGCAACAACCACGAGCUAGCUAAUAUGGAUUGGGGUGCAGUGGUUCCUGAGAACUAUUCUUUUGUUUCUCAUUGUGCCUCUAACAUGUCUGAUGGACUCCUCAGUGUCCAUUCCGUGACUGAUAACCAGGUAAAUCUGAGCUUUGAGAUUGAGAAGCUGAGAGCUGAGCUGAAACAUGUUCAGGAGAUGUAUGCAAUGGCUCAAACCGAGACUGUGGAUGCUUCGAAUAAGCUAACUGAGCUAAACCAGCGGCGGUUUAUGGAAUCCGAGAAGCUUGUGGAGCUGAAGGAAAUGGAAGAAGUAGCGAAAGAUACCGCUUCAAAGGAGAAGCAAAGGUACGAAGAGGCGAUGAAGGAAGCGGAGAAGGUUAAAGAACUCAUGAUGAAAGAGGCUUUACAUAGAAGAGAAGCUGAGAUCAAAGCAGAGCGUGACGCUAGAGAGAAAGAUAAGCUCCAGGCUUCUCUCGUCUCUCCCGGGAUCCAAUACCAACAUUAUACCUGGGAGGAAAUCGCAGCUGCGACUUCUGACUUCGCAGAAAAUCUCAAGAUUGGAAUCGGAGCCUAUGGAACCGUAUACAAAUGUAAUCUGCAUCACACGACAGGCGCUGUUAAGGUCCUUCACGCUGGAGAAACUCAGCUCUCUAAACAGUUUGAUCAAGAGCUUGAGAUCUUGAGCAAAAUCCGACAUCCUCACCUAGUCCUCCUCCUCGGGGCUUGUCCCGAACGAGGCUGUCUCGUCUACGAGUACAUGGACAACGGAAGCUUAGAUGACCGGUUGAUGCUAGUGAACGACACUCCUCCAAUCCCUUGGUUCGAGCGUUUCAGGAUCGCUUUGGAAGUAGCUUCCGCGCUCGUCUUCCUCCACAAAUCCAAGCCUAGACCCAUCAUUCACCGCGACCUCAAACCAGGAAACAUAUUGCUUGACCACAACUUCGUCAGCAAACUCGGAGACGUUGGUCUCUCCACAAUGGUUAACCAAGACGACGCAGCUUCUAAACUAACCGUCUUCAAGAAAACAAGUCCCGUGGGAACGCUCUGUUACAUCGACCCUGAGUAUCAGCGGACCGGGAUUAUCUCACCUAAAUCAGAUGUGUACUCUCUAGGAGUUGUGAUUUUACAGCUGAUAACGGCGAAACCGGCUAUAGCGAUUACUCAUAUGGUGGAAGAAGCGAUUGGGGACGAUGCUGAGUUUAUGGCACUGUUGGAUGUAAAAGCUGGGACUUGGCCUAUUAGUGAGACUCGUGAGUUAGCUGCUUUGGGACUGUGUUGUACGGAACUGAGACGCAGAGACAGACCGGAUCUUAAAGAUCAGAUCAUCCCAGCUUUGGAGCGGCUUAGGAAAGUCGUCGAAAAAGCUCAAAACUCUCUCUCGAGGACUCUGUCUGGUCCUCCAUCUCACUUCAUUUGUCCACUCAUCAAGGGAGUGAUGAACGAGCCGUGCGUGGCUGCGGAUGGGUACACGUACGAUAGGGAAGCUAUAGAGGAAUGGCUGAGAGUGAAAGAUACGUCGCCGGUAACGAACCUUCCAUUGCCUAACAAGAACCUUCUUGCUAAUUACACACUUUACUCAGCAAUCAUGGAGUGGAAAUCUAAUAAACUAUAGUGAGAAAGAGACUCAACAAAUAAGUACGAUGGAUUCGUUUAAUGUGUUACUACUCUAAUCUUGUUUUGUGUUUCUCUCUGUUCCGGGGAUUUAUCUUUUGUGUGAUGAGAUUACAAGAUUACAACAAUAUAUAGAGAGAGAAAAAAAGUAUAUUUGAUUUA